AAAUCUUGCGUCAUAUUUACUAUAUAUUUCCGUAGAUUUUUUUUUUUACGUCUAAGAAUAAAAAAUGAACAAAAAUUAAGUUUAACAUAAGUCAUUAACUACUUUUCAUGAAAAAAAUCAUCUUAAAAAGCUGGAGAUACAACUGUAUCCUCUAUUGUAUCAAUGAAUACUACAAGUCUACGUUUUGGAAUGAUACAAUAUACAACAGCGACUGAAGUUGCAAACGAGUUUCCUUCUCUACCUCCAGAGGUUGAAGAAGGGAAUAUAGAAUACAAGGUUGAAGAAGGGAAUAUAGAAUACAAGCUAAAGCUUGUUUGUCCAACAGAGUCUCGGUUUGAACACCUUGUUACACAGAUGAAAUGGCGUUUAAAAGAAGGUAAUGGAGAAGCUAUCUAUGAGAUUGGAGUUGAAGAUAACGGUUUGAUGACAGGUCUUCUUAAAGAAGAUCUUGAUGCUUCCAUGAAAACACUAAAAGAAAUGGCAAAUAGAUUAGAUGCUGAGAUAAUAGUUAUUUGUGAACGAACAAUAGAAAAUGUUGGGCAACCAUCUAAAUUUGCAGUUGAGGUUCUUGUAAGAAAGAUACCUGAUUGUCAAGAGUUUAUUGAAAUUAAAGUGGCUUGUCUUGGGAAUGCUGAUGCAGGAAAAAGUACACUUCUUGGAGUUUUAUGUUAUGGUGACCUUGAUAAUGGAAGAGGUAGAGCACGUCUUAAUGUUUUUCGUCAUUUACAUGAAAUUCAAUCAGGGCGUACAUCCAGCAUAAGCCAUGAAAUCCUUGGAUUUGAUCGGAAAGGACAAGCAUUAAGCUGCAAUAUUUCAUCUUUAGAAGAAAUAUGCUCCUUAGCAACAAAGUUAAUAACUUUUUUAGAUUUGGCUGGUCAUCAUAAGUACAUAAAAACUACAAUUUUUGGUCUUACUGGGUGUUCUCCUGAAGUUGUGUUAUUGGUAAUAGAUGCUAACCGAGGAAUAGUGGGAACAACAAAAGAGCAUUUGGGACUUGCAGUAGCAUUGAAAAUUCCUUUUCUUAUUGUUGUUAACAAAAUUGAUCUCUGUGAUCAAUGUGUCAUUUCUAAAACAGUGAAUCAGCUUGAAAAAAUAUUAAAGUCAACAGGACUAAAAAAAAUUCCUAUGAUUAUUAAUGAUCAAGAUGAUGUGCUAUCUGCUGCUAGUAAUUUUUCUUCGCAACAGAUUGCUCCAAUCUUUCAAGUAUCUAGUGUGACUGGAAAGAACUUGGAUUUGCUUCGUUCAUUUUUUAAUGUGUUGCCGUCUUUAAAAACAAGGAUUCAACAAGAUGAACUUCUUCAACAAUCUGCUGAAUUCCAAAUUGAUGAGGUGUUCACAGUCCUGAAUGUAGGUUCAGUUCUGGCAGGUACUUUGAGAUCUGGUACAAUUAGAGAAAAUGACAAAAUGAUUAUUGGUCCGACAGAUGAUGGUUCAUUUUUUCCUGCUGUCGUUGCUUCAAUUCAUCGCAAUCGUUCUCCAUGUCGCCUCAUACAAGCAGGAUACAAUGCCUGUAUAUCUUUAGCUGACUUACCAAACGGAUUUAUUUGUCGCAGAGGUCAAGUAUUAUUGGAGUACAAAGAAAGCCCACCUGUAACUUGCAUGCAGUUCGAAGUUGACUUUUUUUUGUUGUUUCAUAAUACUAAAAUAUCAAAAAAGUUCCAAGCCUCUCUUCAUGUUGCAAAUGUUGUUCAAACUGCUGUGAUCAAAAGAAUGGACAAAGAUUUUUUGCUUACUGGUCAACGAGCAAAUGUGCUUUUUAAUUUCAUUAGUCGCCCUGAAUACAUCCGAAAAGGUGACAGAGUAUUGCUGCGUCAAGGUCAAACAAAAGGAAUAGGAGAAAUUAAAUCCAUUUACCCAUACAUAAAAGAAAGUAAAAAUUCAAAUAGUGAUUCUGAAUAAAUGGUUUCUUACUUUUUUA
Messenger RNA from Hydra vulgaris (swiftwater hydra), 1918 nucleotides. RefSeq names its product GTP-binding protein 2. The record is from RefSeq and is a predicted model, not a curated record. Gene Ontology annotation, molecular function: translation elongation factor activity; GTPase activity; GTP binding. Gene Ontology annotation, biological process: translational elongation. Lineage: Eukaryota; Metazoa; Cnidaria; Hydrozoa; Anthoathecata; Hydridae.